Symbiodinium sp. CCMP2592 is the source of this 894-nucleotide messenger RNA. The record is from the annotation of a GenBank genome assembly. NCBI's taxonomy places the organism in Eukaryota, Dinophyceae, Suessiales, Symbiodiniaceae.
AUGGGCCAGCCUGAUGGUGGCAGCAUCUGUUGUCAGGGUGGAUUUGGUCAGUUCUAUUCAAAGGUUGUGGCUGGUUUGGCCAAGGCUUUGGGUGGAGAGCACAGGACCUGCCCUCUGGGUGCACAUGUUGCCCGGCUUCGUAAUGUCUUGGGUGAUUGCAGACGUUCGCAGGGGAAAGGUUUGAAACAUUCUCCGGGACAUGUUUUUCUUUUGCCGCCUCUCAGCGUUGGUGGCGACUCUAACCUGGUGAUCGCCAUCUUGAAUUAUUAUUUGCACGGGGAGCAUGAAGUUGUAGGUCAUCGGCCUAUUCUUUCUGCUGCCCAUCGUCGGGUACAUGCUCGGUUGCUUCGUACCUUGGAGGCCAUGGUGUUGACUGAUGAGCCUGUUAUGUCGAAUGAAGGGCUUGACAUGUAUUUAAAGCAGUCUGAGCAUUAUUCCGGUGGCGGGGUAGUGUUGGCUCUGGGUGCGGAGGGGGUGGAGCUUCAUUUGCGGGACACUUUUCCGGAGAUGGCACAGCAGGUCAUUCAACCGAGCAUGCUGAUGAUGCCAUCCAAGAGGAGGCCUAGACGUGUCAAAAGGGGUUACACGCGGUUGGCUCCGUUCUACCCAGAGCUGGUUAAGCGCAAUGUGAAGGCCGGGCUACACUGCUGGAAGAAGCCAUCGCAGGUGGCUAAGCACAGGGGUGUACCUUGUCUGGCCGGUGCAUUUGCAGUGCGAAAAGAUGCCAAUGAAGAUCGGGUGAUUACCGACCCCAGUGUGAACCAGCUGAUUGACCAGGAAAAGCUCCCUCGUCCUCGAUUUGCCUACAUCCCGAAGCUGCGGGCCGUUACAGUUCCAGCCUCAGGGAUCGUGAUGGUGUCAAAGAGAGAUGCCCGUCAUUAUUCCAUCGGCUAA